AAUUGAGUUAAGGAUAACAUCUUUAGGAAGGAAGGUAGCUGAGAGGGUUCCUGAUCAACAUCCUGAAAUUAUUCAAGGGUGGUUGAAUACUUCGGGGUUGUGCUGGCUUGAGCGGACUAGCUUGAAACUUACCGAUCCGCAGCUUCUAUCGGUAUUUGUUGAGAGGUGGCACCCUGAAACAUCGUCAUUACUCUUGACGAUGUGGCGUGUCUUUUGCAUCUGCCUGUUAGGGGUUACUUCUAUACUCCUGUAUCAGUUACUCAGGAACAAGCUGCAGCACUUGCAACUGAGUUGUUGGGGAAAAGUUAUGAGGUUGCAUUGCAAGAGACUUCAGCGCAGAGGGGUGGUUAUUUUUCCCAACAAUGGCUAUAUGAAUGUUAUCAGAGGAAUGUUAAUUUAUACGGGAUAUUUGACUAUGCAGCCAGGGUGUGGAUGUUGAUGUUGGUUGGAUGUACCAUUCUGACUGACAAGAGUUACACACGUGUGGAUUCAAAAUGACUAGUUAUGUUUAGAGAUUUGUCUACAUGCCAUACAUUUUCUUGGGCUAGUGCUGCAUUGGUUUGUUUGUACGAUAAUUUGAACGAUGCAUGCAUGUUUACUACAAAGGCCCUUGCAGGGUAUGCGACACUUCUACAGUGUUGGAUUCACGAGUAUUUUCCUAGCCUUGGUAGGCGGGCUGCGUCGGGACUUAAUUGUGAUGAGCCUGACUUUCCUCGAGCUAUGCGGUGGAUAUAUAAGCAGGGGAAGACCAAGCUUCCCGAGUAUCGACCUAUCAUGGAUGCACUGACCCCUGAUGACGUGAUAUGGCGUCAGUUUGAAACUCAUAGAGGUAGCAUUCCUUUUGAUCCGAUUACUCUAUAUAGUGGUUAUCUGCGUGGGUGCACGGUAGUUCCUUACUUGCCUGAGAGGUGUAUUAGACAGUUUGGAUACGUACACUAUGUACCACCACCACCACCUCUAGCUCGUGCCUAUGCUGCUAUUGAUAGUGACCUAAAUGGUUAUCACGCGUCUAUUGAUCGGAUCCUUCAGCCGACACAUCCAGUGACAUAUGCUUCUGAGACUACACCUAAUUACUUGCCGUGGUACUAUACGGUAUCACAUUCUAGACUGUGUCGCCCUGUUGAUGGACCGCAUGGAGCACCACUAGUUCCAUAGUAUGCACCUGCACCAGAUGCACCUGCAACAGAUGCACCAGCAGAAGAUGCACCACCAGAAACUGCACUACAACGCGAACGGAGAUGGAGAGGUAUGGUUCAUGGCGCGCUUGAGGCAUUUUCUGACGAGGGUAGACACUGAUAGAAAUGACCAUGACUUUGACGACCUUUUUUUUGCACUGGGUGUGUCCCGUGGUGCAUACCCAUGACUAGUCAUUUUGCAUUCCGUG
This is a messenger RNA of Trifolium pratense (red clover), 1384 nucleotides long. Its product is annotated as protein MAIN-LIKE 1-like. The coding region runs from base 505 to 1155 and encodes 216 amino acids. NCBI's taxonomy places the organism in Eukaryota, Viridiplantae, Streptophyta, Magnoliopsida, Fabales, Fabaceae. The transcript has 2 exons. The record is from RefSeq and is a predicted model, not a curated record.